This is a messenger RNA of Xyrauchen texanus (razorback sucker), 3791 nucleotides long. RefSeq names its product complexin-2-like. NCBI's taxonomy places the organism in Eukaryota, Metazoa, Chordata, Actinopteri, Cypriniformes, Catostomidae. The transcript has 4 exons. The coding region runs from base 240 to 644 and encodes 134 amino acids. Gene Ontology annotation, molecular function: syntaxin binding. Gene Ontology annotation, cellular component: SNARE complex; terminal bouton. Gene Ontology annotation, biological process: neurotransmitter transport; regulation of neurotransmitter secretion; synaptic vesicle exocytosis. The record is from RefSeq and is a predicted model, not a curated record.
GCUGCAUGUUGCUGAUUAUGAACGAUUUCAUGGUGCAAACUCGGCGAUGGAGUGAGUUGGACACGCAGGGUAAGGCGUGAUCUGCCAGUUUCAGCUCCACGGUGUAAGAAAACUGUGUAAAGGAUUCAUCAGGACAAAUAAGAUAUAUUCACUGUGGUGGAUCAACAUAAUCAAGGUCACAGUUAGACUAAAUGCAAAAUUCUCUUUAGCUUUAAGAGGACCAGAUAUCUGAGUGCAUCAUGGAUUUUGUGAUGAAGCAAGCACUGGGCGGGGCCACCAAAGAUAUGGGGAAGAUGUUAGGAGGAGAAGAGGAGAAGGACCCAGAUGCCCAUAAGAAGGAGGAAGAGAGGCAGGAGGCCCUGAGACAACAAGAGGAGGAGCGAAAGGCCAAACAUGCUCGCAUGGAGGCGGAGAGGGAAAAGGUCAGACAGGCCAUUCGAGAUAAGUAUGGACUAAAGAAGAAAGAAGAGAAAGAAGCAGAGGAGAAAGCGGCUAUGGAGCAAGCUUGUGAGGGCUCCCUUACCCGCACCAAAAAGGCCAUUCCAGCUGGCUGCGGGGCAGAUGACGAGGAAGACGAGGAGAGCAUUCUAGACACCGUUCUCAAAUUCCUUCCUGGACCUCUGCAGGACAUGUUUAAAAAGUAACAGACACAAAGCUGUUUCUGAAGGAAGAUGGGUGAUGGGGGGAUUUUUGCCAAACAGGUGAAAGGCUUCUCGCGGCCUUGACGGAAUUUUAUUUUUGCCUUUCUACGAAUAGAAACACAAUUCAUAACCCAACAAACGUUUUGUCUUUUCACUUCCAUUCAGGUUCAAAUUGUUUACACUUUCUAUAAAUCUUUCUAUUUGUUUACUAAUGCAUCACCAGGGUCUCUGAUACUUUGAAAAUGAUCUGCCUUGGGUACUCAUCGAUCAGCCCCACACAAUUACAGCACAUUUCAAGAUGUUGAUAUUGAGCUCUGGCACUGGGUAUAUGAUGGUUCUUUUGUUUAAGUAACAUUUUAUUUAUUUAGCUAUCUUUUUUUCUUUUCUUUUGUAGACUCUCUAAUGAGAUGCAGAGAGGUUUAAGGGCACUUUAAAAGCAGCAGCUUGAUAUAAUUUUUCCUUUCUGCUCAUAAAACUUUGUCAGUGAAGUGUAGAAUGCAACUGUUUUGCAUCAGGUCAAGAUUCUACUAUAUGAGGAAAUGUGUGGGUUUUAUGUUGCUAAUGAUAUGAUAGCUGAUGAUGUAUUUACUUAGUUAUGCCAUUUUAGACCACUUGAAUGCUCAAAUGGUUUGCAGCCUGGCAGUUCACAUGUAUUGUUGUUUAGCUUUUUUAAAACACAAAUUUUUUUCUCAGUUUUUUAUUGUACUGUGAAAGUUUUUGACAUGACCACAAGUAAUAUUCACAUUAGCCUUGCCAGCAAUGAUACCAUAUCAGGAAAAGCAACAGUUUAUCUUUUUACAAACUGGACCAAAUCACUUGUACAUUUAAGAGUCAUUUAGAAUGAUUCAGGAUCUCAAAAACAAGAAUUUACAAAGAAUCUAGAGAAGUUUGUUCUUUUACGAAGUCACAGCACAUUUUCACUGCCAAAACAGAAGAACUGAUGUUUGAUUACUCACAAAUGACAAUCAGAAGCAAGUAUUGUAAAUCUUAGAUAGAAUAAAUAAUAAUAAUAAUAAUACAGCCGGUCUCAUAACAAAAAUAAAAAUGAAAAAAACUUGUUUGUAGAUUUUUGUGUCAAUGAUUGAUAAAUCUGAAAUGUUAUUUCAUGCAUAUGGACUUAAAACCUUGAAUAUUGGUAGAUAGUUUCACAAUAUGAGAAUGCCUACUGUACCUGUACCAUCAGAAUUGUUAAAAGAAAGACCUGGCUUUUAAUGUGCUUUUAGUACAAAGUAGGUAAUUGUAUAUGUUAAUGUAAAAAAAAAAGAAGCCUAAAUGUAAAAUAAUGCAUUUUAAGUGUUAUUGCCAAAUUUGAGAAAUUGUUUUAGCAGAUUUUUUCACAAAGAAUAAUUAAGAAAAGAAAGAUGCAUGAACUUCAAUCACAAUAGUAAAAACAUACCAAAGAGAGACUGAUCUUGAGCAAAUAUCAUAUGAACACAUCUAGUAAAAGUUAAAUGUACUGUACAAUGCUGAAAAAUCAUGUUAAAUUAUUUUUCAUAAUAACACUUUCUUACAUCUUAAAAACAACAAUCAUUCUUGCCUGCUGCGAAACAAAACUAUGAACAUGAUAAUAAGUUGCUUACAAAAAAUGCUAGCUCUUGUUUGGUCCAAAAUAUCCAUCUUAGUGCUGGUAAAGUCUGAUGUGGGGAUGCAAAUAGAAUCACUUAAGGCUUUUGUUAUUUGAAUUAUUAAUGUUUUUAAGCAUUGAGAAAACACUGCCAUUUGAUAAACACAUUGGACACUUAUUUCAGGGGAUGGUUAAAUGUUUACAUACCAGUUUAUUAGUACUGGGGUAAAGAGUCAAGCUCGUUUUGUAAAGUAAUGCUCAACUGGGGAUUGUAUUGCAUGAUAAAAAACUAAAUAUUACCCUAUAGAUAAGUUUUAAUUUUUUCCAUUACACAUAACUUAGUAGUUGUAUGUUUAAACUACGGUAGGAGAAAACUACAGGAAUGUAUCCAUACCCAUUAGGCUGGUUGUUCUGGUCAUAUUCCCUUUUAAGAUUGUGACGUUUAUUUAAAAAAUCUAAAAGUAAGAACAGAACGACAUACUUAAGAAUAACACAUCCUGUUAAUUUUAGCAGUACGGAAGUAAUAAUUUUUUUUAUAAUUAUUAUUAAAUUAUAAAGAAAGAAUGAGAUUGACUUUUUAAUAUGUGUAGUGCUGAAAGGUUUUUUCACUUGUCAAAGCCAUAUUGUUAGACUGCAAUAAUUAAUGAAAAAAUAAUACAUAGGUAAAUCACCUUGUAGUCAAGCAUCUGUUUUCCGUAAAAAAAAAAAAGCAUAAAAUGUUGAAAAAUGACAUUUGUCUUUAAACUCUUCAUUGUUCCUGUCAGAAUGUGUAUAUGCUGUACACAGACAUUUCUGUAGAAAGAGAAUCUUUUUAAAAGAUUGUAACUGUUGUAACAUCUUCUCUGUGUACUCUAUAUGUUCUCAAUGUAAGUGUGUUUUUAUGUGUGUCUGUACGUGUUUGUGCUGUUAUUUUAUGUCAUUGUUGAUGUCUCUUAAAUCGGACACUCAGAGCAGGCUGUGCACGCUGUCAUGGAGACGGUGGAGUCAAGAUGUGGGAGUUCUAAUGUUCAUGUAUGCAUGCAGAUGAACUUUGCAUUAAAUACCAAAACAGAACAUCAGGUUGUCACAUGUUUAUGUAUUACUGUCCCUGCAACAGAAGCUGCAUCCUUUAUCCAGGGCUCCAGGGCUUGGUUCCCAUCUGUUUAAUGGGAUAUUAUGAAUUUAUGAGGCCUAUCUUCAGGGUUUUAGCUACUGACAGAACUGAGUUAACAUUUUAAAAGAGAUGGAAUUGCUAAACUAGAGCAAUUUCUAGUCGGAUAUCCAUUGCAACUGAUCUCUGACAAAACAAAAAGUGAUAAUAUUAUAUAGUUGUACUUACAAUAUACCUCUUGACAUAUAUGGCCACAAUUCAAUUCUCAAAGAUCAUCCUUUCAUGAGACAGUCCACUUAAGUUAAUAUUCAACCUAACACACUUCUGUUUUGGGGGCCACUAUAUAAUUGGUUUAUUCACUCGCUUUAUAACAGUUUAGGUGUCAAUUCUCCUUUUAUUGAUACUUCCAUCUUUUCAUAUGUAUCCCAGUCACAUUUUGAUUAUUUUUUUCAUGUAAUGUUUUUACAUUAGCAUUACAUAAUAAACAACUGGGUAU